AGUGAAAAGUACACCAUAAUCUCAUCCGACAAAAUGCCUCCAAUGCUGUACCGCAAAAUGUGGGAUGACGCCCCGAACAAAUCCCAUCUUCCGGAUCAGCACUUCGGUCAGGUCGUAAGCACCGACGAUCUGGUGGAUGCCCUGGCAGCGCACCAACUUCGCAGAAGACAACAUGGCGUCUAUAAUCGGCCAUGGCAUCACAGUGGCGCCAUCCGAGACACAGGAUCCAACGUGCACGCAGCGGAUGACAAAUUCGAAAUUAACCUGGAUGUGGCCCAAUUCAAACCAGAAGAAGUUUCGGUGAAGCUCUCCGGCCAUUGUAUCACCGUCGAGGGCAAACACGAAGAGAAGGAAGACGAUCACGGAGUGGUGAUGAGACAGUUCGUUCGACGGUACACGGUUCCAGAGGGACACGAUCUGGAUCGGAUCGGAUCGUCCCUGUCAUCGGAUGGUGUGCUUACUGUUACAGUUCAAAAGACGACAGCUGCCGAGCCUCAGGCCCUGCGCGAUAUUCCAGUUGUGCAGACGGGAGAGCCUGCGCAUCUGACGAGCGAUAGGCACAUGAUUCGUAACGGAAAUGGCGUCUCAUAGAAAGGUUUUCAACUAAUUUUGAAGAUUUAAAAAUUGUCAAUACAAAAUGUUGCAAGCUUGAAAA
This is a messenger RNA of Aedes aegypti (yellow fever mosquito), 655 nucleotides long. Its product is annotated as protein lethal(2)essential for life. Gene Ontology annotation, molecular function: protein folding chaperone. Lineage: Eukaryota; Metazoa; Arthropoda; Insecta; Diptera; Culicidae. Gene Ontology annotation, biological process: response to heat; protein refolding. The record is from RefSeq and is a predicted model, not a curated record. The transcript has a single exon. The coding region runs from base 34 to 591 and encodes 185 amino acids.